AUGGCAUACGACUCCCCUCUUCAAGGAUAUGAGAAUGCAGCGCCGCUGCCAACCGAUUUUAAUGCUGAUGGCAAGUCCUUAUACAACCCUCCUGGUCCCAAGUCACCGGCAUACGACGAGUUCCCAAAGCCUAUUGACUCAUCGAACAAUGGGUUCGAUUUCCACAUAUAUUACAUGCCAACUGUCGCGGCGGAGGCCAAGUAUGCGAGGGAGCUUCAUGAAAGGAUAAGGAGGGAGUUUCCAGAGCUCCGGAUUUAUCGUUUCUGGGACAAACCCGUCGGCCCUCACCCAACAGCGAUGUUCGAAGUGAACACCUUCACGCCGCACCAGACUGGUACCUUAUUUGCUUGGUUGACUGUGAAUCGGGGGCCAUGCUCAGUCCUUAUCCACCCGAAUACUGACGACCACCACAAGGACCACACUGAGCUCCAGUCUUGGAUGGGAAGGCCUUGGCCUUUAUAUACCGAUAUGCUGAAACAUUAG
This is a messenger RNA of Pleurotus ostreatus (oyster mushroom), 483 nucleotides long. RefSeq lists its product as uncharacterized. The transcript is spliced from 5 exons. Lineage: Eukaryota; Fungi; Basidiomycota; Agaricomycetes; Agaricales; Pleurotaceae. The record is from RefSeq and is a predicted model, not a curated record. The coding region runs from base 1 to 483 and encodes 160 amino acids.